AUGUGUAGGAGAGUCACUCCUGGCCUCUUCAUGAUCAUAGUUUACCUCUGUGUUCGGCAGACCUCAGAACAGGUACCAGGGCAAAUGGAAGUGAGGAAGCCCCUAUACCAGAGGCUGAGGAGACUGGAUGAACAGUUCAGGAGAUUUCAAGAGGUCACCCUCAACCAUCUUCAAAGCAUUGCUGAAAACUACAACAUCUCCUACAGCAUAGACACCCGCUUCCAAUUACUUACCCAGCAGUAUGAGAGCCUGUCCAGAGACUUUCAGUCAUUCAAAGCCUCAGCAGACCAGGACCUCAGUUCCCUUAAGUCCUGGUCUAAGAAGUUCCAGAAGAAGACAAAGAGGCUGGACCUGAGACUGGCUAAUGUGGAAAGAGCCCUAAGAGAGAACAACAGGCUCAACCACAGACAUGUCCAGGAGCACAGGACAGUGAUUGCAAACCUAACACAGGAGCUCCGUGAGCAACGGAAUCUCACUGGUUCCAUGGAGGCGUACAAGGAGGAGGUUCAGAGUGGGAUUGGUGUCCUCCAAGACGCCCUCACACAGCAGCAGGAGCAGAUGAAACAGCUGAGCGAACAAAUCCAGGCCAUGCAGAGAGCUGGUGUUUUCUCCAGCACAGGGUCUCCACGCUCUGAGGACCCUCUCACGUCUAACCGUACUCCACAAGGUCUUGUCCCUGCCAUGCUGACAAAGAGAGUUAAGCCCAAAGUCCAGCCCAAAGUUUCUAAAGAGGACAGAGUGAGAAACAGGCUUCUUCCUUUCACUUCCACCUCACAACCACGAGUUUUCCCAGAAGGCCGCAGGCUGAGAGACAGGAAACAGGGAUCUGCACAGACCAGCACGCUGCCUCCAGAGCCUCCAGCUCUACCCAAGGAACAUUCACAGAUCCAGAGCCUCCUGCAGCUUCCACUCAGACACAAGAUUCCGCAGCACCACAUACCAAAGAAAGCAGCAUCAAUAUGCAAUGUACAUUCGGCGCUCCUGUUCCCAUCUGCAUCGGCGCAAAACUAUGUUACUUUCCGGAAGGGUUUCUCUGCUGGAAUUCAUGAGAUAUCAAUCUGUACGUGGCUGAAAGUGGAUGCAGAUUAUGUUGGCACGUUGCUGUCUUACGCCACCGAGGACAAUGACAACAAGUUGGUCCUCUAUGGUCGCAACUCAAGCAUACAAGGUAGCAUGGAUUUCGUGAUUGGUGAUCCCGCAUACCGCGAACUAUCCAUUGGGAAUAUUCUGGAUGGCCGCUGGCACCACAUCUGCGUCAUAUGGUCCUCCAUUGAGGGACGAUUUUGGCAUUACACAGACCGCCGCCUGACCUCCACCGGUUCAAAGUUCCAGAAAGGCUACGAAAUUCCUUCCGGGGGGUUCAUGGUUUUAGGACAGGAGCAGGAUACAGUGGGAGGUGGCUUUGACAUCGCCGAAGCUUUCGUGGGCAGACUGGCAGGUUUUGCUUUGUGGUCCCGAGUCUUGACCCCUGGCGAGGUAUCCGGGGUUGCCACAGGUAGAGGACUGCCCAGAGGAGCGGUGCUGACCCUGGAUGAUGUGGAUCAGUUGCAUGGCUCCGUUCAGCAAGUCAGCUGUGAAUGCUUGGAACAUUGUAUCUGA
This is a messenger RNA of Chanos chanos (milkfish), 1599 nucleotides long. It is a transcript of the gene ptx4, whose product is annotated as pentraxin 4, long. The record is from RefSeq and is a predicted model, not a curated record. The transcript is spliced from 3 exons. Bases 1 to 1599 code for a protein of 532 amino acids. Lineage: Eukaryota; Metazoa; Chordata; Actinopteri; Gonorynchiformes; Chanidae.